Cottoperca gobio is the source of this 3562-nucleotide messenger RNA. It is a transcript of the gene tnfrsf11a, whose product is annotated as tumor necrosis factor receptor superfamily, member 11a, NFKB activator. Gene Ontology annotation, cellular component: external side of plasma membrane. The record is from RefSeq and is a predicted model, not a curated record. Lineage: Eukaryota; Metazoa; Chordata; Actinopteri; Perciformes; Bovichtidae. Gene Ontology annotation, biological process: multinuclear osteoclast differentiation; positive regulation of bone resorption; response to interleukin-1. Gene Ontology annotation, molecular function: cytokine binding; tumor necrosis factor receptor activity.
ACAAGCUGUUGCAUGCAGCUUACUCCACAACGCGUGGGUGAAAGCAGAAGGAAGAUGAGAGGAGAAGAAAGGUGGGAACUGCAGCUGCCUAACCGGGAAUGAAGGCGCAAGAAUGCCCUGUGAGACGGUGUGGAGGACCCGCCACAUUUACGCACACAAGAAGAAGUGAUUUACUGUGAGGGAAUCUGAAGAAGAAUCGGAUCUCGCUGUUACGAGUCGUCAUCUUGGCUGAGAAAGAACAAGUUUGCCUCAGAAUUAGACUUCAUUAAGCAGCAGAGAUGAGAUUGAACUUUUGGAUAGUCCGAGGCUGGAUAACAUGCGUCCUGGUCACCUUUUACGCACAGAACGUGGUCUCGAAAUCUCUCCAGUGUGAUGAAACACAUUAUUUAAAAGGCUCCAGAUGCUGCGAGAAGUGUAAACCAGGCUUCCGUGUGUUCACCGACUGCACCGAUUCCCACAAGACUAACAAGACCAUAUGUGUUAAAUGUAACCGUGGUGAAUACCAGCCCGGCUGGACGUAUAAGACGCGCUGUCUUCAGCAAAAGUUAUGUGACUAUGGUAAGGGUUUCAUGGAGAGGCCUGAAAACCUUGUGGCAGAGGAGCCGUGUCGCUGCAGCGUCGGCCUCCAGUGCUGUCCCAUCAACUGUGAGUUCUGCGAGCCCAUACCCAUCUGCAGUGCUGGAAACACACUCGAGGUGGACCCCGAGUCUACUAAUGGGAGAAAGAUAUGUGUUGCAUGUGAGAAAGGCUUCUUCUCUGCCGACACCGGUGCCAAACAAUGCCAACAAUGGACUAAUUGUAAGGCUGAGGGUAGGAGCGAAACACAGCCGGGCGGCGCUCAGGCUGAUGCAGUGUGUGGACCACCUGUCUCUGGUAAGACAGGUGCAGCAUCGUCCUGGGUUAUAGUUUCUGUGCUGUCAGUCAUCAUCGUCCUGUGUCUCCUCAUCUUGCUCCUCUUCUGCUACAAAGACAAACUGAAGUUACUCUCUGUAAAUCUGCGAUCCUGUGUCCAGAAUCUAAAGAGGACUAGGAUACAACAGGAGACCUUGGCCCCUCUUUACCACAGUGGAGCAGGAGGAGGGAUAGGAGGAGGCCCUGGAGGCCCCAGAUGUUCCCCAUGUGAGACGACCAAACUCACCUGCCAAGCACCACACAGCCCCGCUGAUGAGCUCCCAUGCACCUUCUCCACCUCUGUUCCCGAUGUCAAGGUCUCACUGCCCUUCACGGGGGAAAUGACAAAGGAGGAAAGGACCAUGAAGAAGACAGUGAUAGAGGAUCAGAGUGAAGGACCUGGAGAACCUGAGGAGGUGUCAGAAGAUGAGGAGGUUGUGAGUGUGUCUCCUCUUUUAGCAGGCUCUUGUGUGUGUGUCGUUACCAUCCGUGAGCCAUUAGAAGUAGGGGAGAAUGAAGACUGCAGCCAGGCCGUCAGCCCCGGGACUCCAGGAACCUGCUCAUGCGGAGGGCUGGAUGGAGAUUGGGAGAGUGGGAAAGAGGAGAAAAGUGUGAGUGUAAGGGCAGACAAUGGUGGAGAAAAGGGUGAUGCAAAUCAAGAAAAGAUGGCGUUGUCUAAGCGUGAGACGGGUGUUUCACCUCUUGUCUCCCUUUCUCCUCCACUCCUCCACACCUCCUCGGUAAUCCCUCCCACCAGUCCACUUCCUGAACUCUGCCUGCCGUUGUCUCAGGCUCAGAUGAGAACAGAGUUCAAACCUCACCUGACUGACAGGUCGCUGGUAAAACAGGAGGAGUUUUACAGACUGAAAAGCACAGAUUCAGCAUCCACAGAGAACAGUGCGACCUCCACAAUGACCUUGGUCAGCCCCUUGAUGACUUCCUCGUCUGUUGGAGAUCUCUACCUGGACAAGCCCUGCGAGACCUCGGGCCCGGAGCAAGGCCAGGGACUUUCCUGGGGGGAUAGCAGGAGAAACAAGUUCUCCUCUGGGGAGUCAGAACUGGAGUGCUCACCUGAGAGCCUCCACAGUCAGCUGGCUGAGCCAACUCCUACCUCAGGUCAGGUGUCUGGGAACCACAACACCACCUUCAUCUCCAGCGGUCAGGUGAUGAACUUCAGCGGGGAUGUCAUCGUUGUCUACGUCAGCCAGACAUCUCUCGGCAGUGACGGGGCGGGGCAGGACGAUGGCUUCGGGAGCCCUGUCCAGGAAGAGGCCAAUGAGACGGCCCUGUUUUUCCAGAGUAGCUUGAGGUCACAAGGGGACUCCAUUACCCAAAGCACCUGGCAAGACGAGACACUGCCAGCGCAGGAAGUGACGGAGGAGCGGCCGCUGGGAAAGUGAAAAGCGACCAAUGGCUGUUUAUUCGUCAGUACAGCGAUCAUCAGUUAGACAAAAGGACCUUUGAUCAUUUCUGUUGGUUACUACACCUUAUAUAUCUUAGCUCCCAAUUACAUUACAAAAACAACUGAAUAAAACAAAACACACACCUGUUUUCUGUACAAGAACAAAGAAGCUGAGCAGAGAACAACUUUAAGGGAUGUGAAGCUGUCGAUCUGUGCCCACAUAAUUAGUUUGGAAUGUAAUCUUCUGUAAUGUGUCCAUUUUUACACAUUAGACGCUGAUUCUUCUUCUUUCCUUUUUCCUUUGGAAGGCUGCAAGCUUUUUAAAAUGGAAACUCCCUCCAUUCCAGACAAUGAUGGGGAGUUUUUAUUGGAAAUUGGAUGUAGAACUAGAGUUCAGACUGGAAGAACAUCAUGUUUUUAUUGUUGCAUGGAAAUUACAGCUGGUUGUUGAUAUAAAGGAGUUAGUUCUCGACCGUCCCAGGUUAGAGUCUCCUGCAUUUCAACUACUUCAAAUUUGACAUUUGGAUCAUUUCAAGAGUUUUCCAACAAAAUAUCCACUAUGUGGAAUAAUUGUGUUGAGUCAUGCCAUGAAAGUACAUAUUUUUAAGCUAUAAAAUCCAAUCAACAUGCUACAUUAAGAUCUGGCAUUUCACUGAGUGAAUUUCAUAUUGUCUGGUUUGCAGAGUUUGGCAAAAAGCUCAUUUACAUUAAAGAGACACCGCCAGUUUUGGUACGAUGCUUGUUUAUCCCAUAUGUACACUUCUUUUAAAUUCUCUUCUUAUUGCAUCACAAGUGCAGUGUGUGUCGAAGAAAAAAAUGCUAUGCAUUUGAUAAGCUAUUUUAUUACUGGUUUGUUUUGUUUCAUUAUGUUUUAAUGUGCAAGCCCUAAUGAAGAAAAGUUAAAUGUCUGUUUAUAGUUUAAUUAAUUUUACAAAGUAGAUUGUUUAUGUAUUAUUUCAGAAAAUGCAUAUGUGAUCAAUGUUUGUAAAUAUUUCAAAAGAAGCCAUAUGUAUUUGUAAAAGAAAAUGUAAAUUCUCCUCGUGCUUCCUCUCGUUUGGUUUGAGGUGUGGAUGUGUCACGUGGAGACAUGAACACGCACACUGUAGGAGAUAUAAGGACUGUUCAAUUACAACCUCGCCAUAUGUGUGCAGCCUUACAAUAAUUAUGUACAUAUCAAUCAAACCUAUUGCAAUGAAUGACUGGAAGAAUAUUUUGUUUGAAAUUAAAUGUGUUUUGCAUCUAAUCCUUUCAGGGAUGGCUGCUAUCCUA